CAGCCACUGGCACUGACAGUGAAACUGCAGACAGCACAUCCAACGGCUCUCCUGCAACAACAAGCGGCCAGGAGGCACAGUACUGCAUUGUGAAUUUCUACCACCUCACUGACGUUGACCACCCUUUCAAGACGCUGCGGGAGCACCAGAAGUGGAUGCUGGGGCGGGACAUCCAGGGGCGCAUAUACAUCAGCGCUCAGGGAAUUAAUGCGCAGUACAGCGGCCUCCAAAGGGACGCGCUUGAAUACGCUCACUGGGUCAGCCAGCGACCUGGCUUUGAGGGCCUGAGGUGGAUGGCAGAGGAGUGUGAGGGGCACCUGUUUCCGAAGCUGCGCCUGAAGAUACGCCCCAACCUGGUGCAGCUGUCCGGAGGCACACGCGACCUGCCCAUCACCGACCCCCAGGCCAGGGCCACACCGCUGACUCCCAGCGAGUGGCAGGAGAUGCUGCGCAGCGCCAUGGCGCCCGCCACCCUCGGGGCCGGCGGUGGGGCACCCGGGGGGAUCUCAGGGGGCGCAAGCGGGGGGAAUCUGGGGGGCCCCAGUGCUGGAGGGAACGCUCAGGAGGUCGUGGUCCUGGACGUCCGCAACGCGUACGAAUGGGAUGCCGGGCACUUUGUCGGCGCGCAGCGACCGCUAGAGGACCACUUCAACGAGACACCCACGGACGCGUCAGGGGAUGCGGCGCUGCCGGCGUAUCUUCAGGGCGUGUCGCCGGACGCCCCCGUCAUGAUGUACUGCACCGGGGGUAUCCGCUGCGAUAUCUACUCAACCUACUUGCGCCGCAAGGCACGCAGCCCACCGCAGGGCUUCAGGAACCUGUACACGCUGGAGAAGGGCAUCCAGAACUACAUGAGUGAAAAGGGCGAUGAUCUGUGGAACGGCAGCCUCUUUGUCUUCGAUGCACGCAUGGCAGUCGGCCCAGGUGAUCCCGCCAUUGUCAAAUACAUGUGCGGGGGGACUGCGGAGCUGCCGCAUGCCAACUGCGCCAACAUUGACUGUAACAAGCUCUUUCUCGCCUGCCCCGUCUGCAAGACGAAGCACGGCGGGUGCUGCUGCGAACAAUGCACGCGCACCUCGCGACUAAUCCGC
Messenger RNA from Coccomyxa subellipsoidea C-169, 1091 nucleotides. RefSeq lists its product as hypothetical. The record is from RefSeq and is a predicted model, not a curated record. The transcript is spliced from 8 exons. The annotation marks the transcript as partial. Lineage: Eukaryota; Viridiplantae; Chlorophyta; Trebouxiophyceae; Coccomyxaceae.